AUGGCAGACCAUCUGAUGCUCUCCGAGGGCUACCGCCUGAUGCAGAGGCCGCCAGCCGCCGCGCCCGCGCAUGGCCCUCACGCGCUCCGGACUCUGCAGCCGUACGCGGGCCCCGGCCUGGACAGCGGGCUGCGGCCCCGGGGGGCUCCGCUCGGGCCGCCACCGCCCCUUCCGGGAGCGUUGGCGUACGGGGCCUUCGGGCCGCCACCAGCCUUCCAGCCCUUCCCGGCCGUGCCGCCCGGCGCCAGCAGUGCGCACCUGCAGCCAGUGGCAACGCUGUACCCAGGCCGCGCGCCCGCGGCCCCCGGCGCCCUGGGAGGCCCCCUGGGCCUGCAGCCAGUGCCUGGCGCCCCGGCCCCGCCGCCGCCCGCUCACGCCCUGGGCUGCAUGGACGCCGAACUCAUAGACGAGGAGGCGCUGACGUCGCUGGAGCUGGAGCUUGGGCUGCACCGCGUGCGCGAACUGCCAGAGCUCUUCCUGGGCCAGAGCGAAUUCGACUGCUUCUCGGACUUGGGGUCGGCGCCGCCCGCCGGCUCCGUGAGCUGCUGA
Molecule: messenger RNA, 549 nt
Organism: Orycteropus afer afer
Lineage: Eukaryota; Metazoa; Chordata; Mammalia; Tubulidentata; Orycteropodidae
Gene: CITED4
Product: Cbp/p300 interacting transactivator with Glu/Asp rich carboxy-terminal domain 4
Exons: 1
Coding region: 1-549 (182 amino acids)
Biological process (GO): regulation of DNA-templated transcription
Cellular component (GO): nucleus
Source: RefSeq, a predicted model, not a curated record